This is a messenger RNA of Bacillus rossius redtenbacheri, 4118 nucleotides long. RefSeq lists its product as uncharacterized. The coding region runs from base 79 to 1290 and encodes 403 amino acids. The record is from RefSeq and is a predicted model, not a curated record. NCBI's taxonomy places the organism in Eukaryota, Metazoa, Arthropoda, Insecta, Phasmatodea, Bacillidae. The transcript is spliced from 2 exons.
UGAACAGCUAGUGUCAACACGUCUUCAGGCACGUGAAAAACACUAAGGGAGAGAAAUUGCUAACGUGCUGCGUGAACCAUGACGACGGAGGUUUUGAGUUCGCUCCCGGAAUGGCUGACUGAAAACUACCUCUCAGAUGUUCUUCACAAGGGAAAUAAAUCAAGUCUUACAACCAAGAUUCUUCACGUAACAAGUGCUUCUGAGCAGGGAGAUAACUAUUUGGGCACUGUGUUUAGGAUGGUUGUGGUGUGCAACAAUGUGCAGAAAUGCCUUAUUGUAAAAAUUAUGCCAAGUGAAACUGAAGGAAGUAAGCCCAUAUCCAGUUUAGGAGUAUAUGAGAGAGAGCGCGAUAUGUACUAUAAAGUGCUUCCGAAAGUAUACAAUGUUAUGAAGGAAAAACUUGGCCAAUUUGAGUACUUCAGUCCGUAUUGCUAUAUCACAACGAGGACUGACGCUAUCAUAUUAGAAGACUUGAAGCCACUGGGGUACCACAUGGCGGACAGGAAGAAACAGCUCGAUAUGGACCAUGCGCUACUAGUGUUGUCUACCCUGGCGAAACUACACGCCUUUUCCUACAUCAUGGGUCCCGAGAGUAUCAAACAUUACCAUGAUAUUUUCUUUUCCAAAGAAAACCGAAAUUUGAAUGGAGGAUUACUAGCAUCUAUUUUCAAGAGCUUGUGCCGAACAGUGUCUGAAUGGGAGGGCUACGAAGAGUAUGCUUCGUCCUUAUGGAACUUCUCAGAUUCAGUGGUGGAUCGAUUCAAUGACGUAGUUGAACCCACUGAAGGUUCGUUUUGUGUUCUUACCCACGGAGAUUGUUGGACAAACAAUUUCUUGUUUCGCUACUGUCCAGAGACUGGAAAAGUAAUGGAUAUGAAAUUGAUAGAUUACCAACUAGGACGAUAUGCGUCUCCAGCUUUGGAUCUAAUAUACUUUUUUUACUCCAGUCUUCAGCUUGAUGUGUGGAAACAACAAUACAGGCUCUUGAAGCAUUACCACGACGAACUCACAAAGUGGCUAACUACAGCAGGGUCCAGUGCGAAAGCCUACACGUUCCAGGAUCUGCAGGCAGAUAUGAACUCCAAGCUUGUAUUCGCUCUCGCCACAACAUCAACGGUGUCAGCGAUUGCUCUAGCUGAUUCGGGAGAUGGACCAGAUUUGGAAAAACUAUUCCACGAAAAUAGUGAGACCCAUGUAAGUCAGUUUCAUAAAGCGCAUAAUACAGACCAAUUUCGCGAAAAAUUGCAAGUGUUUCUUAAGUACUUUGAAAAAGAAGGUCUCCUAAGUUAAUUGCAGAGGAGAUAGUAUUAGGUUAUUACAAACAAAAAAACUAAUAGAAUAUUAAUAGUUAAGGAUAUUCUAUAACCUAAUUUCGAAACAAGGCAACAUUUUAAUAACCGACAAAUUACACAUUAAUAUAGGCAGUAUAUUAUAUUCGAGAAAACAUUAUUUCUUAUUUCAGUUACGCUCACUGACACAGAUAAAUUCAUUUACGCCAAACUUGUUUUCCUUUAUCCAAGAAAAGAAACAAUAGUACUUGAAACAAUUUGAACGCUUUAUUUUUUUGUAUAAUAGCUAUGCCUCUAAACUAUAACAUAUGUACAGGUUUUUAAGUAUUAAAAAACUAACAUCUCGUAAAAAAGUCUGGAAAUUGCUAAAACUAACCCUUUACUGUGGUAUUAUUGUCUUUUGACAAACAAGUUGUUUUAUUAAAAUGUUUUCUUAGUAUUAUUUUGAUUUUAUUUUAUUGAAAAUUUAAUAUUUUUUACAAAAAAUUAAUUGAUAUCAAUUUUGUCACACUUUUAACAUUGUAACUAUUUCAUAUUAAGUAAAGUUUUAGAAAAAUUCUCAGUUCAUCACUUACUAUUACCUCUAAUAGAUAAAACUGUAAUUCAUUAUCCACGAACACAUUGUCGAUGCUAAUUAAACUAUAUUAUCGAUAUAACAAAAGUGAUUCGUAAUUAUUUGGAUAUAAAAAUAGAUACUAACAUGUUAGCCCAUCUCAAUCUGAAAGAUUGUCGAUGAAAUGCUGGUGAAACCUCGCAGAUAAGCAAUAAUUUUAGCAUGGUUGCCGAACAGGCUGCAUGCUACACACUUACGGAAAUAAUAUUCACAACGAGGGAAAGUGGAAAACUGGAAAUGCAAUGUUACAGAAUGUGAAACAAAAGUUACAAAUAUGAUAAUUACGCAUAUAAUUAUUAGCUUAAUCCAGCUUCACUAAAGAAAAGAAGAAAAAAUGUAAUCGUUUAUAGCGAUCGUAGGAACUAACGGUCACUAACAAAUACUUACCAACGGCACAGUCGCUACAAACAUUGUUGUCCCAACAUGUUGGGUGUGGGACGGGCAAUGUUUUCCCAACAUGUCUGGUGUCUAAUAGGCACUGUUAUCACAACAUAUCAGGUGUGAGACGGACAUUUUGGUGCCAACAUCACUGGUGUGGGCUAGCACUUUUGUCCCAACUGGUCUAGUCUGGGGCAGGUAUUGUUGUUCCAACAAGUCAGUGUGGGAUAGGCACUGUUGUAUCAACAUGUUAAGUGUGGGAUGAGCACUGUUGUACCAACAUGUCUAGAGUGGGAUGGGCUCUGUUGUGCCAACAUGUCUGGUAUGGGUCAGACUUAUUUGUCUUAACUAGUCUGUUGUGGUUUGGUCACUGUUUUCAUAAAAUGUCUGGUGUGGGAUGGGAUUUAUGGUCCUUACAUUUCUGGUGUGGAACGAAAAUUUUGGCACAACAUGCGUUUUGUGAAAGGGCAAUGUUGUCCUAACAUUUCAAGUGUGAAACGGGCAUUGCAGUCCCUAUGUAUCUGGUGUGGAACAAACACAAUUUUUUCUCAACCUUUCUUAUGUCGGAAGAACAUUGUUAUCCCAAAAUUUUUGAUUGGGACGGGCAUUUUUGUCCCAACAUGUCUAGUGUGGGGUGUGUUCUGUUGUCUCACAUUUCUAGUGUGGUGUGGUCACUGUUUUCCCAAUAUGAAUGGUGUAGAAUGGGCUCUAUGGUCCCAGUAUGUCUGGUUCUGGACGAAAAAUGUUGGCCCUACAUAUCUGACAUGAGACGAGCACUAUUGUCCAAUAAAGUAGCUUGUAAAACGGGAAUUUUAAUCCAAAAGUGUCUUGUGUGGGAUGGUCACUGUUGUCUAAACAUAUCUGGUUGGGUGAAGACACUUUUAUCCCAACGAGACUUAUAUUGGACUGGACUAUUUUCUCAACAUGACUGGUGUGGAAGGGCACUGAAAUUCCAACAUAUCUGGCGUAGGACAGGCACGGUUAUCCUAAUAUUUCUGUUUGAGAGAUGGGCAAUGUAGUCUCAUCGUGUCUGGUGUGGGACGGUCACUGUUGUCGUAACAUGUCUGGUGUGAAAUAGGCACUGUUAACCCAAUAUUUCUGGUGUGAAAUGGGCACUGUUGUGCCAAACUGUUUUGUAUGAGGCGGGAACAGCGAUCCUAAAACAUUUGGUGUGGUACGAGCAUUGUAAAACCUAAUUUUUUUUUGGGAUGGACAUGGUUGUCCUAAAAUAUAUGUUUCGGGACGUGCUCUGUCUUACACCCAACAUGUCUGGUGUGGGGCGGGCACUUUUAAAUGUGUGUUAAUGGGUGGAAGUAGGCCCGUUUUGAAUUUCAAAUGUGUAUCGUAUGUGCAAUUUUCAUAUUGUCGCAUUAACAUACAUCCAGGAUUGUGGUUUUUUGAACUCAUCGACUAUUGAGUCGGCAUUAGUUUUUUGAUCCAAUGUUCACAGUGUGUUUGACAGCUGCGUUACCUAAGUCACAGGUGCUAAAUUCGUCAACGCAAAGUGAACGACACAUCUUCAGAAGACCAGGCCAAUUAUUCUUCAGAAAGUACCGGUUGAGUUUACCGGGUAGUCAAUUAGACAGUUAGCACGGAUCAAUCACGUAGUCAUAUAAAAGUGUAAAAAUUAAGAGGCAAUGUCAAAGGUUUUCAAACACAAAAUUCUUUAAAUCACAAAUAUUUUAUAAUCACCUUUUCCUGUGUAGUUGUUUUAAUAAAUUAACUUACAGAAUGUUCAAUAUAAUGUGAAAUAAAAUUGUAUCAUUAUAAUUUAUAACGACUUUUUAAAAAUAAAAUUUAAAAAAAUACUUGAGUAAAUGAUACUGCAAUUAUCUCAA